Sinocyclocheilus rhinocerous is the source of this 2480-nucleotide messenger RNA. RefSeq names its product GDNF family receptor alpha-1-like. Gene Ontology annotation, biological process: nervous system development. Gene Ontology annotation, cellular component: signaling receptor complex; external side of plasma membrane. The record is from RefSeq and is a predicted model, not a curated record. The transcript has 9 exons. NCBI's taxonomy places the organism in Eukaryota, Metazoa, Chordata, Actinopteri, Cypriniformes, Cyprinidae. Gene Ontology annotation, molecular function: signaling receptor activity. Bases 218 to 1648 code for a protein of 476 amino acids.
UAGUGUUUUUAUCGCAAUAUCGGAACUCUCAGUAUUGGUUUUUAUUCUGUUCUCGUGGGGUGUGUCCCUCAGAGCAGCACUGAGCGCUUGUUGGAGUCUGUCCGGAUGUGUAUAUGAUGUCUGAUCACUUGUUCCUCACCAGUGCGCUGCAGGCGCGCAAUGGAUUUAUUGUGGGAAUUGUUAUAUAUCGUAUUUAACCAGUUUCUCUGCUCUCUGAAUGGAUCUGAAUAAAGCAACGAUGAUAUUCGCAACUUUUUGGAUAAUGUUGCCUGUCCUUGAUUUAAUGCACUUCUCAAAGGCAGAUGCGAUCUCACAGUCUCGGUCGGUUCGGCUGGACUGCGUUAGGGCUCAUGAACAGUGUUUGGCGAAGUACGGCUGCAGCACUAAGUACCGAACCAUGAGACAGUGCGUGGCCGGGAGAGCCGGUAACUUCAGCAUGCUGGCUGAACCCGAGGCGCAGGACGAGUGCAGGAGCGCCAUAGAGUCCAUGAAGCAAAGUCCUCUGUACGACUGCAAGUGUAGGAGAGGAAUGAAGAAAGAGAAAAACUGUCUGCGCAUCUUCUGGAGUAUAUACCAAAGUUUACAGGCCAACGACUUGCUAGAGGACUCACCAUAUGAGCCAGUAAACAGCCGUUUGUCUGAUAUUUUUCGUCUGGCUCCAAUAAUAUCAGGUGAGGCGGCCUUUACGAAGGACAACAACUGCCUGAACGCCGCCAAGGCCUGCAACCUGAAUGACACGUGUAAGAAGUACCGCUCCUUCUACAUCAGUCCCUGCACCAGUAGAGUCUCAACCACUGAGGUGUGUAACAAGCGCAAGUGCCACAAGGCCCUGCGGCAGUUCUUCGACAAGGUGCCACCAAAACACAGUUAUGGCAUGCUUUUCUGCUCCUGCCCCUCCGGGGAUCACACGGCUUGCUCCGAGCGCAGACGUCAGACCAUCGUGCCAGCCUGCUCCUACGAGGACAAAGAAAAACCCAACUGUCUCUCCUUACAAGACUCCUGCAAGACCAACUACAUCUGCAGAUCUCGUUUAGCUGACUUCCUUACCAACUGUCAACCUGAGGCGCGCUCGAUUUCUGGGUGUCUGAAGGAAAACUAUGCCAACUGUCUGCUGGCAUAUUCAGGUCUUAUUGGUACGGUGAUGACUCCAAACUACCUCCGUGCCCCUGGCAUCAGCGUGUCACCUUGGUGUGACUGCAGCAACAGUGGAAACGGAAAAGCAGAGUGUGACAAGUUCACCGAGUUCUUCACCAACAACCGUUGUCUCCGCAAUGCCAUCCAGGCGUUUGGUAAUGGCACAGAUGUUGGUGUGUGGCAACCCCAGCCACCCAUCGUGUCCACUCCACCUGACCCUUUCACUCCACAGAGAGGACGAGACAGGACAUCCAACGCACUGGAUGACCCAGCACUCACCAAUGACCUGGACAGUAACGCAGACCAUCUCUACAGCUUCUGUGGAAGUCUGCAGGCUCAGAAACUGAAAAGUAAUGUUACUCUGGAUGUUCUUUGUGUGGAUCCACAGCUGAAUGACCCCAGUAGCUUUAAUGCAAUAGCUCGGAGCUCAACUAGUGCUGUCUGCCUGCUGGACUGGACUGUGCUGCUGCUGUCUCUGGUCUCAGUUCUUCUAACAGCCCCACAGACAUUAUAGCCGCUCACCGAUCAGACCUGCUGCUGGACUGCUGCUGCCGCCUCUGUACCAUACAAAAAUGUUGUAUUUUAAGUUUUUUCCGCAAGUGGUUCUGUGCGCGCUGUGGUGUUUCAGUGUGAUGAAACUAUUCUUGGUCCACCUGCUUUACUUUCUCACUUAUCGGAGAUAACGGACAAACAUGGACAUAUUUGAAUGUCAGUAAAAGGUCAUCUAGGAUUACUUCUGUUGAGAAAAACUUUCUGCAAACAGGUGUGGCCCGAACUCUUAUAUGUGGCGCAUUAUGCUGCAAUUUUUUUCUACCAUCACAGAGAGAUCUGGUCAAGAAAAAAAGAGAUGCAUGGAGAUGCAAGAACCACUUCUGACAGUGAAAGAUUGACGCAGCUUCUGCAUACUAGGGUGCUGCAGAUGAUAAAUUAUUUUCUCUGAGCUGAUGCCACAGGAAAGCCUGAAAACUCCAACUUGUACUCAAACAGUGUCAAGCAGUGCACAGAAUUUUUUUGAAGGCUUAUCAGCAAAACCUGCUGCUCCUGUCCCUUAUUAGGACCUACUGACUCAAUUUUUUGGGUUUUUUUUUUUUUUUUUUUUGGAGUUUCUAAACUCCUUUAAAUUUGUAAAUGUCACAUCUAUUUUAGCGCUUAUCCUCUCCGGUGAAACACACCAUGAGGAUGAGUGCUUAGUACCGAUUUUGCUUAUUUUGGGAACUUUUGGGACAUGCCAUUCAUCCUGGAUAUUUACUUGUAAAUACCAUCUUUGUUUACAAUGACCAUAUUAUGCUUCUCAAAGUUUAUAUCUAAUCUAGGAUUAUCUUUUCGGCUAUUGUAUCACCUUUGUU